This is a messenger RNA of Pseudozyma flocculosa PF-1, 1062 nucleotides long. RefSeq lists its product as uncharacterized. Lineage: Eukaryota; Fungi; Basidiomycota; Ustilaginomycetes; Ustilaginales; Ustilaginaceae. Bases 1 to 1062 code for a protein of 353 amino acids. Gene Ontology annotation, biological process: protein deubiquitination. The record is from RefSeq and is a predicted model, not a curated record. The transcript has 7 exons. Gene Ontology annotation, molecular function: cysteine-type deubiquitinase activity.
AUGCCGAGCAAGAAGAACAAAAAGUCCCGACCGGGUAACCCUCGAGCCAACGACUCCCUGCGCGCCGACAUUGCGGCAGCACAGGAUCAUGUCGAUCCCUUUGCCGACGAUGGCGCAGACGACAUUGCUGACCAGCUGCUGGCCGCGCUAGAUGAGCGGGACGCCCUAGAGGCGGAGAAGGCCCAGGCCGCCCAGGCCGAAAAGGAAAACGGCGGCCACCACUUCCGCCAGGAUAUCAAGGAAGCCGGCGAAAAGAUCCUGCACGGGCUGCAGGGCAGUUCUUCGCCGCCAUCGCAGAAUGCCGCCGCCUCGCCGGGCACCAGUCCCAAUUCGGCCAAGAAGGGUGGCCUGCUGCGGAUGUUCAGCCCAAAGUCGCCAGACGAGGGGAGCAGCAGCUCCGAGCCAACGCCUCCAGCGGGCACGGGCAAGAAGAAGAGCCGACAACAGCAGAGGAAGGAAAAGAAGGCGGCCGAGCAAGAAGCGAUGCGCCGGGAAGUCGAGGCCGAGCUCAAGGCCAAUGGAGGCAAGCCGGACGAGGCGGCGAUCGAGAGGCAGGGCAUCGACGCGAUGUGCGCAGCGUUGGGGGUGCAGAUGCACGAGAUCACGCCCGAUGGCCACUGCCUGUACGCUGCUGUGGCCGACCAGCUCAUGUUCCGCGGCAAGUCGAGCUCCAAGGUCGACUACAAGCAGACGCGCAAGGCGACGGCCGACAUGAUGCGCCAGCAUCCGGACGACUUUGUGCCGUUCAUCUCGGACUCAGACGAGUACAUGGCGGGGAUCGACAACAAGGAGGCGGGUCACACCGACGAAGGCAAAGCGCAGACCAACCAUUUCCUGCGGUACUGCGACGCCAUCGAAAGCACGGGCGUGUGGGGAGGUCAGCCAGAGAUCCUGGCCCUGUCGCGGGCGUUUCAGACGCAGAUCAACGUCGUGCAAGCCGGCUCUCCGGUGCUCAAGGUCGGCGAGGGGGAGUACCAGGGGGAGCCCCUGACCAUCUCCUAUCACCGCAAGAUGUAUGGACUCGGCGAGCAUUACAACUCGCUCCGGCCGGUCAAGCAGUAG